This is a messenger RNA of Ixodes scapularis (black-legged tick), 982 nucleotides long. RefSeq lists its product as uncharacterized. The record is from RefSeq and is a predicted model, not a curated record. Lineage: Eukaryota; Metazoa; Arthropoda; Arachnida; Ixodida; Ixodidae. Gene Ontology annotation, molecular function: sequence-specific DNA binding. Bases 142 to 951 code for a protein of 269 amino acids. The transcript is spliced from 2 exons.
CGGCCGGCAGCAGUGGCAGCAGCCAUUAGUAUGUCAGUCGACGUAGCAGCGAAAGAUAUCUGUUAGCAGAAUGACGCCUGGCCAGCUUGUUGGACUAACCACGAAGAUAAAUGAUAUCCCCGAUACUUUGCAGCAAUUGUGAUGCCUUUCAAUUGCUGCGUGCCACUCUGCAAACAAAGAGGAGUGAGAGAUGCCUCUGGAAACAAGGUGUCCAUGUUCGCCUUCCCAUCUGAUCCGGCUGUCCGGAAGAAGUGGAUUGUCGCGAUAAAACGCGACGACGACGAGUACUUCAGGGUCACAAAGUAUACUAAAGUUUGCUCUGGACACUUUCAGCAGUGUGAUUACCUUCCCAAAGUUGCUGGUGAUCGCCGGUUCUUGAAGAAAGAGGCCGUGCCCAGUGUGUUUGCCUUCGGCAAUGCUGAAAGGCCUCCGAGGAAGAAAUGCCGUCGGCGAUGGCCAGUGCCGGCAGUGCAAAAAUUCACCGUUGCCAACGGAGGCGUAACGAGUCAUGCACUCUCCGAUUCGGCCACUAAAGAUGUGGCAGGCAAAAUGGCAAGUGGUGUAAUCGCUGAAGUCAGUAGCAAUGCCAUCAGAGACUUGACAGGCCACACUGUUGCCGAUGUAAACGGUGCAGUCGACGAGGAUGCUACCAUCGGUGCAGUCGUCGACAAAGCUAGCAAGCUCGUGCACGUGCGUCGAUUUCAAGACCUACAGGAACAGACCGAGUCGCAAGCAAAACUGAUUCAAGUUUUGGAGCUUGAACUCAAGAAAUACAAAGAACAACUCAGAUUAGCUGGAGACGCGUUGUCCAACGCCCAUUCAGCGCUCAACUGUGCACUCUCUAAAUGUGAAAGGUUCGACGAUCAAGAAAGAGAGCUCAGAGAUACAAAACAGGCUCUCACCAGAACUCAAAGAGAACUUGAGCUCGCACUGGCAAGAUGCAACUCUUGAGCCAUAAAAAUAAACAUUAGGCUUUCAAAUU